Caretta caretta (loggerhead turtle) is the source of this 8549-nucleotide messenger RNA. It is a transcript of the gene C12H16orf46, whose product is annotated as chromosome 12 C16orf46 homolog. The record is from RefSeq and is a predicted model, not a curated record. Lineage: Eukaryota; Metazoa; Chordata; Testudines; Cheloniidae.
CAAUGUAUCUACCCAAAUGAGAGGAGAGAGAGGAAUCAAGUUUAUACUCUUCUUGACAUCAGCGAGAAUGUAUUUGAACAAGAUGAAAGGUCCUUGGAAUAUGUCAUCAGGACAGGAUGGGAGGAAGCUAGCAGAUGCUGCAGCUCAGAAAGAGCCCUGAUUAGACCGCUUCCUGAUUGGUAUCUCCCCUGCAUCAGCAGCUGUUUGGUCCAUUCCCUUGCAGACAAAGCUGCCAGAUCCUGUCCACCCAGGCCUAGGGAGGGGGUCCAUAGGGAGGCACUGUCUGUGGCUGCAUCCUGGGCUUCUGCCAGCUGUCCUGCCACCAUGACAGGGAGCGACUCUGCCCCCCACCUCCAGUGAGUACCACUGACACAGGUACAAGGCUGGGGUAAAGCUGCUCCGUUUGCUUGCGUUCAGUUGCAAAAGCAAGCUAAGAAAUCAAGGGCAAAUGAAACCGUCAACAGUUGCCUGUUUUGCUUAGAUAUGAGGCAAACUAAUGACAAAAGUGAGAGCCAAGAAACCAAGACUACAAGAGAUCAAUCAAAAUCUGUUUGCAAAUUAAGCACAUGUGCUAUAGAUGAUACCGUUUCAGAAAAGAAAGAGGUUCCAGUCCAUUUUAGUGAGUCUUCCAAUUGUUCUACAACAGAUGGAACUAAGGGAGAAAGCUGUAAUGGCAAGUUGUGCUCUAUUCAAACAUUUCAAGGUGAAAAGAAAAGUUUGCCAAUAAAGGAAUACAGUAUAUGGCACCCAGAAAAAAUGAAAAACCCAGAAGCCCUGAAAAGUAAAGCUGUAAAGACCCCUGAGCCUACCAUGCCUGCUCCAGAUAGUUCUGAAUCUUCAAACUUAAAGUCUUUGCUGGUAUUGCCACCAGUGAAAGAUGCAACUCCAAAAGAUAGUGCAGAUCCUUCUUUUAAGAAGAAUAAAGCAGCUAUCUCCCAGGCAAAUCAGAAAAUGCUCCAUGCUACUUCAGCUGAGACUGCUUCCAGUAGUAAGGGUACUAAAACAAUAGAACAAAAGGGGGAGAAACAAACUGACUGUAUCAUUCAUGAUACAGUGAAGGAGAAACAAAUUCACGAACCAUCAUCCUUUGUCCCAAAGCUUCCAAAAGCAUCAUUCCUGCAAGAAGGCCCUGAGCAGUUACACUGGCCCUGUGCUCUUUGGCCAGAUAGAAAAAUUAUAACCACUUCUAAUUCUGUUUCUUUGAGAAAGUACAGUCAUCUUGGUAACAUGCAGUAUCUGCAUACAAAAGGAAUACAGUACACAAAAUAUGAUGAGAUCAGAGGUCCUUUCACCAACAGUAUUAAAAACAGAAGUCUCUCAGAGGCCAAGCAAGGAAAUGAAUCAAACACACAAGCGGUGCAACUGCUUCCUGGACUAUUCCCUUCCUUAACGGUAAAAGGCUGCUGUAAAGAUGCUCCCUUCACCUGCUACCAAGUACAAAAUAAGUCUAAAAAACCAAAGACAAAGGAAACAGUCACUCACUUACCUCACAUAGAUAUAGCACCAUCUACCAAAAAAGAAUUGGCCCAGGCAACCAAGUCUAUAAAAGAUCGAUCAAAGCCUAAUUGCAAAUUAACUACACAUGCUGUAGGAGAUACAGUUUCAGGAAAAGAAAAGGUUCCAGUCUGUUGCAGACACUCUCUCAAUUUUGCUCCUAUGACAGAUAGCACUAAAGGAGAACGGAGUAAUGGCAAAUUGCAUGCUACUCAGACUCUUCAAGGUGAAAAGAGUACCAAGAACUUGCCAAGAAACAAGUACAACAAAAGGCAACUGAAAAAGAUCAUAAAAAAAGCCCUGAAAUGUAAAGAUAUGAGCCUGCUACAUGUAAGCCAUGGUAAUCCUCAUGAAAGCCUGAGAUGUAUGACCUUAAAGACAUUACUGGUUCUGCUUCAGCUGAAAAAAACAGCUCCCUGUUUCUAUCUAGAACCUUCUGUUAAGAAGAGGAAAGCAAUGUCCAUCCGGGGAAAUGAGAGAAGUCUCAAUACUGCUGCAACUGAACCUGCUUCCUAUAUCAUAGUACUAAAAGCAAGAGGGUGAAAAGUGACUUGUUGACAGCAUGAACAAUACAGAGAUGGAUCAAAUAAAAAUCAAUGCACCACCUUUUUUGGUCCCUCACUUCCAAAUGUCUCAUUCUUCGAGAGAUUUCACAUGUCUGUUCUGCAGUAGGUGUUUGGGUGCUCCAAUGCACAGUUUUUACUCUGUGCUUUCUCUCUCACACACACACCAUGUAGGCAUAAAGAGCUAAGCUGCCAGAGACCCUCUUCAGUUCCUUCCUACCACCCGUGACAGUUUAAAGCUCCCGGUCCUUGCUUCUGCAAGUCUUUACUUGAUAUCUGUAUAUAGGACCUGUAGAUAGUGUUGUGAAUUUAAAAAAUAAGUUUUUGUGGUUUUGUGUGGUUCUGGCAACCAGUUUGGUGCUGGGCCCAGUAUUGGUGAUAUGCCAUGUUCUCCAGAUUUCAAGCUCUGCCACUCUUGUGGCAAGACAAUGCCUAAUAGUGACCUUCACCCCAACUGCCUUGAGUGCUUGUGGGAAGCUCAUGUGAGUGACAAGUGUGGCGUUUGUAAGGUUUUCAAACCCCAUUCAAAAGAUAGACCGGGCAGCCAAAUUAAAAUAUCCGCCUACUGAAUUGGUACUACGGCCUCCAUCUCACUACUCUACCUCGGUCAGGGUACCCAUCACAGCUGUGUCAGUCAGUAGUAUAUUUCCAGUCUACUGAUACUGAGAGGCAGAUCGGCCUCACAGGUGCCAAUGAAGAGACAUUGGAAAUUGGACUUGGUACCAGGGUCCUCAAGAGACUCAAACAGGAUAAGGUCCUCUAAAGACUGAGGAGGGUGUUUAAAGGAGGAAGCACUUCUAAACAGGAGAGUUCAUUGAAUCCAAAGCCCAGCGUAGGCCUGUUGAGACCAGCUAUUGGAGCACCUUCAUUGGCAUCUCCUUGUGCCAUGUGUCUUCCCAGUACCAUAUACUCCUGAGGUGUUUGAUGCCAUCAGAGAGUUGUUGAAACUCUUGGUGCUGCCAUCACCGGUUCAAGAGACUCACCUGACACCAUUGGCUAAGACACCUUUCAGCACCUUCACCUCCUCACUGAGCAGCUCCAGGGUGCCAGUUAGGCUAGCACCAUCUAGGGGAAAGCCACAGAUCUCCCAGGCACCCCUGUCUUUAGGGUCUGAGCUUCUUCACUGGCACCAAUCGGCAUGGCAUCAGCUUGAUCUCAAGAAGCAGCUUCUUCCUCACGAGAUUUUGAAGUGAGAUCCUACGUAUCCCAACCUAGUCGGUCCCAUCCGGAGGAGGGCCCUGAUUUCUGCAUCAGUAUCAGCUGGGAACUUAUAGAAGGGACCUUUGGACUAUGCCUGUUUGAGGACUGGGCCAUACCAAUGGCCCUUUUGGAACCCCUGGGACGUCCUCCCUACAAUCAAGAAUGUCCCUGGAGCCAUCUCAGCUGGCUUCAUCUGCUGGGUAUCAGGAGCAUCAUCCCCAUAAGCACUAUAGUGUCCGUACUGAGCCUGGCACCAAGCAGAGUCAGGAUCCCUUUCAUAAACAGCCACAAGAGAAGCGGCACUGGACCAUCCCCUGUACUGUUAACAUCUUCUUCCUCAUCCAUGAAUGAGGCAACUGUAGCGGAGCCUAUUUCUUCACCUCUGGAUGAUUUUACGAUUCCUCAGGAGUUGUUGAGGAGAUGGCUAUGGCCAUAGAUAUCCACUCAGACGUGGUCUGGGAAAAAUCCACAAGCUGGUGGACAUUCAGACAUCUGCGGCUCAAGCUAGAAUAGCUCUGCCGAUAAAUGAGGCUUACAGCGUACCAAGGUCCUCUGGCAGACUCCAGCGUCCCUACUACUGACUGUGAAAAGAGCAGAGAGAUGACACUAUGUCCCCUCCCAGGGUUUGAGCACCUAUAUAACCAUCAUCCUCCAGGCUCCCUUGCAGUGCCAGCAGCUAAUGAAAAAGACAGACCAUGGCACCAGGCUUCAACCCCAAAAAAUUCAGACGGAGAGAAUCCUGACUUAUUUGGGAGGAAGCGUCAUUCCACAGGCAGAUUACGGCUUUAUUCCAGAAGGGUAUUGCAAACCAGCAAGACUUGCUGGGAUGCUACAAUUUCACCCUCUGAGAUACUGUUCUGAAGUUAAAAGAAGCUCCCAGAUGAAAGGUGUGACUAGUUAGACUCUCUUUCAGGGAGGUCACCUGAUGUACUGGGGUUUCACUGGGCCCCUCCUGCUCUACCAGCCUGGAUUCCCUCUCCCUGUUUUGCUGAAUUAGGGUCUCCGGCCUCUUGCAGCGCACACACACACAGACACAGGCAGGGGCACACCCUACUUUCAUGUGGCAAUUCAUCAGGGACACAAAGUUUCUGAGAUUGACUAUCAGUGGCCACCAUUAUCAGUUCACGGUCCUCCCCCCUUGGGGUUCUCAACAGCCUCACAUGUUUUUACAAACUGUAUGGCACUGGUGGCAACAUUCCUCCAGAGGUUAGGGGCCCAUGUAUUCCCUUACCUGGGCAACUGGCUGAUAAGUGGUCGAUCCAGGUCACAGCUGGUGUCCAGCAUUCGCAAAAUCUGAUCCACCUUUGACAUGCUAGUCCUCCUGAUCAACUCAGACAAGUCAGUCCCAUCUUUAGAACAGAAAAUAAAAUUUAUUGGAGUGGUCCUGAACUUGACAACAGCCAGGGCUUUACUGCUGCAGACAAGAUUUCAUACAAUGCAAAGCCUCAUUCUGGACUUUAAAGCAAGGCUUAUCCUCUCACCAUGAUGAGUUGUUGUUUAAGGCUGCUGGGGCACAUGUCAGCAUGCACUUAUAUGGUCCAGUAUGUCAGACUGCACCUCAAAUUCCUUCACAGCCAGGUGGCAGAAGUAUAUUCUCCAAGAAAGCACCACACGGACAUGUUAAUGCACGUACCAAUUCACAUCCAAUAUUCUAUGGAUUGGUGGAUGGACUCGACCAAUGUAUGCAUGGGAGUUUUUUUGCCCCAUCUCACACUCUUAAUUUAGUCACAGAUGCAUUGGACCUGGGAUGGGGAGGGCUCAGCUGAGCCACCUGCAGAUGCAGGGUCUCUGGUCUCCCGAAGAGCUCAGUAUGCACAAACAUCAGGGACGUGUGGGCUAUCCAUUUAGUUUCCAUGACGUUCCUUCCUUGCAUUAGGGGAAGGGGCAUAUUGUUGCUCACCAGCAAUACAACCACCAUAUUUUAUGUAAAUAUGUAGGAGGAGCCCAGACCUCACUAUUCUGUUGGGAAGCAAUCCUGCUCUGGGACUUCUGCAUCAGUAACUCUAUACUUUGAAAAUGGCCCACCUCCUGGGGACUCAGAAUAUGCUGGCAGAUCACCUGAGCAGGUUGCUUAUCCAUGACUGCUCCCUUUGCCCAAACAUAGCAAGGUCCAUUUUCCAGCUCUGGGGAACUUUCCAAGUAGAUCUAUUUACAACAAGGGACAACACAAUGUCACCAGUUCUGCUUCAGAGCAGGACACAGCCCAGGUUCAUUGAUGGAUGCUUUUGUAUUGCAUGCUUUUCUCCCAUCCCUCUUCUGACAAGAGUUCUGCACAAGGCCAAACAGGACAAGGCCAGUGUUAUGCUAAAGGCCAUGGCUUGGCCCCACCAAUGCUGGUUUUCACAGCUCUCAGACCUCUCAAUCAGUCCCUGUUACUCCUCCUUCACACAGACCUAGUUUUGCCAAAUCACAGCCACCUCUUCCAUUCCAACCUUCAUGCUCUUCACCUGACGGCCUGGAGACUUCAUGGCUAACAUCAGCAGAGAGGUCCUGCUCCAGAGAAGUGCAGGAAGUAGUGCUGAACAGUACAAAACAAUCAAUGAGGACAACUUACCUGACUAAGAGAGAAUUUUUCCACUUGGUCAAGGCUGAAAGGGGUCGCCCCCAUUCUUACUUCUAUUCAGCAAGUGUUGCACUAUCUUUUCUAUCUGAAACAUCAAAGAUUAGUAGUUAGCUCCAUUAGGGUACACCUAGCAGCUAUAACAGCAUUUCAUCCUUGUGUGGAUAGCCACUCCUUUUUUUCCAACCUGAUUUUGUAAGUUUUUUAAAGGGUUUGGAUAGGCUGUUUCCACAUGUACAGAGUCCUAUUCCAGCAUGGAGACUAAAUUUAGCCUUAACAAAGCUGAUGGGUCCCACCUUUGAGUCUCUAGCAACCUGUUACACCUUUCAAAGAAAGUAGCAUUUUUAAUAGCCAUUCUAUUGGCCAGGUGAAUAGGGGAGUUCAGGGCAUUAGUAUCAGAUCCUCCAUAUGUUUUUUUUAAUGCAGACAAAGUCUACCUUUGUCCACAGCCAAGGUUUUUUUUGUUUUUUUAAAUGAGACAAAGUCAUCUCCUCUUUCUAUACAAGCCAACCAGUUUUCUUAACCUUUUUCCCAAAGCCUCAUGGUAAUAAGGGAGAGGAGUCAUUCCAAACUCUAGAUGUUGGAAGAGUGUUAGCAUUCUAUUGGAACAGACUAAAAAGCUUUUCCAGUCUUUGUCUCAAUUUAUUGUUGUAUUUGCGACAGAACGAAGGGCUGCCUGGUUUCCAUGCAAAGGAUUUUUGUUGUAGAUAUCUAGUUGUAUUCGCCUAGGUGACCAGUUGGCUAACAUGAACCCUCAGGAUAGAGUAUUGGGUCAUUUGACUAGAUCCAAAGCUGACUUUAUGGCAUUUCUGGCUCAUGCACCUGUACUUUGCAGAGUAGCAACCUCUUCAGCAUUGUCACACAUUUGCCUCCCACUAUGCAAUCUCUCCGCAGUCUCUAGAUUGUUAAAUCUGGACGAACGGUACUUCAGUCCCUGUUCAAAUUGACUCCAAACCCACCUCCAGAUGGGAUAGCAUGAGUCACCUGCAGUGGACCGGACAUCAGAAUGGUUCUUUCCAGAAUGGUUGUUCUUCUAAACGUGUUGCACAUGUCCAUUCCACAACCACCACCUCCUCCUUCCCCUCUCUAUUGGAGUCAUUCCAGCAGUAAGGAACUGAGGGCGGUCUGGGGCAGCUUGGCCUUUUAUGCCUGCAUGGUGUGCAAGACACAAUAGAAGGUGCUUGGGCCUCCCUGAUGAGUACUGCUAAGAGUAAAAACUGACAACUGCGCACUGGAGGCCCCAGACACCUACAGUGGAAUAGACAUGUGCAAAGCACCUUGAAGCACAAGUUACAGAAAGUUACACAACAGUUGCUAAUUUAGUAACUUUUUUCCUGCAAGAUGACUCCAAGAAGCAUCACUGGCAUUGUGUUCUUUGUAAGACAAACACUGCAACUAGUUCUAAUGCUAUUGCCUUGAGAGAACAGUCAACUUACCAGCAUGCAAUUUCUACAAAGAAGGGGAGUGCAGAACACUGAACACAACGUGGCUAGGGCUGCUUUCAUUAACAAUAACAGAAAAGACCAGACUCUCAGUGAGGCCAAGCAAGGUAGCAGGUCACAAAUUACAGGUCCACUUAUCUCCGAAGAGUUAUUGCCUUCCUUAAGAGUCAGCUAACUCACAAUCCCUAUGUUGCCUUUUAAACUGGCUGCCCCCUUCCACACUUCUUUUUGGGACAAUGUAACCUCACAGCAAUAAACUGAUUUGAGCUCAUUGGACCAAAUCUAUUCCGUUUAGCAGAUAUAAAACUGGAGUAACUGCACUCGUCUAAUUGAACAGAAUUUGACCCCACAAGACAUAUCGUGGUCAUUGGUAGCAGGUGAGGGCAGCCGAUAGAUGUAGGCAUAUAUAAUUAUGUAAAAUAGUUAAAAUAUUUUAAACUAGGAUUUAAAAUCUAGCUAAUGAUUGAGCAUUGACUUCAGACUAUACAUGAUGAUUUCGGAGAAGUUCCAACACCAUCUCUAGAACAAAGGGAAGGUUACAGGUAGUCAGGGCUCCAAAAUAACACACUUUUUAAAAGUUGACCAGACCCAUAUUGUGUUUCAUGAAAACACUCAAUACAAUUAAUUUCAAUUUAUUGGAGUAAUUGAAAGGCAUCGCUACGCACUCUGCAUUUCCUUGCAGAGGCUUACAACCAAAAUAUUGCAUCCAUGUAUUAGGGCAUGAGAACAAAGGGUAAGUAUAUAUAUAUUUUUUAAAGAAGUGUAUUUCCAGCCAUAGCAUGCCUUUAAACAGAUAGUUUGACAUGGGCAAAGGGCAGCCACGCUGGGCAAAUGCAGUGCUAACACUUCAGGGGUUGAGCACUGUCCUAACUUACAAGAACAAGAUCUGACCCCAUUAUGGCCGUCUGUGUAGGCAGAAGUUUCACAUACAUUCACAGCCCUGCUAACAGCAUCUGUACUAGAGCAAAACAGUUGAACAUUUACUUUCAUUUGUUCUUAAUGCUCUACGUGGGGACUUAGACAGGAUAUUGGUACAGAAUACUGGGGCAAAAACUGGAAAUUAAACUGUUUUACCCCCCCAAAAAGUACUAAGUUGGUGGAAAACCUGCAUUGGGCAUGUGAGAGAAAGAACAAGUGGUCCAAACCAGCAUCCAAUUAUUCCAACGCAGCUCAAUUUGUAUGUAGAAUAUCAUAACAGUUUCUUCUUCACCAGAGGCUGAAGGAUGUGGAAUACCAUAUAGAUCUGUCUUCUUUCAAAAACAGCCACCAUUUUUCAUUUCUUUUAUAGCU